AUGUCGUUAGAUCCCAUCGAAUUAGAAUGUAGACUUGAAAUUUUAAAUUCACACAGCGAAAAGCUAAUGACGUGUCAAUCAAGAAUAGAAGAAAUUGAUGAGGAAGAUUUGGCCCGUGGAGAAUUGGAGGACAUAGUUGUAGAAACGAAGUCCAUGAUUAAGUCCAUUCUCGCAAAUAAUAAAUCUUCUGUUGCCGAAUCGUCAUUUAUUGCACCUCACAGCUCGCGACUCCCUAAGAUGUCGGUGCCCAAAUUUAAAGGGGAAUAUUCGGAAUUUAAGAAUUUCAUGAGCUUGUUUGAGAGUUUAGUGCACAACGAUCCUACGAUACCGGAUAUCGAAAAAUUUAAUCAUUUAGUGUCAUGUUUAUCCGGUGAAGCAUUCGGCACAGUGAAGUCCUUCCAAAUGUCGGAAGAGAACUACCCAAAGGCGUUGGCCAGUUUAAAGAGAGUAUAUGACAAUAAAUAUCUUAUAUUUUUCAAUACAGUUUCUAGACUCUUUGAUCUUACUAAAAUUCAAAAACCUUCUGCUUCAUAUUUGCGAUCGAUAAUCGACACAGUGUCCGCGGUGUAUGACUCGCUUUUGUCUCUGGGUGAUGACAAACAUAUUUCAAAUGCGAUGUUAAUUCACAUAGUCAUGUCGAAGGUUGAUCCCACUACUCGGUCAAAGUGGGAGGAGCAGCUGGACUAUGAUAAAUUGCCGCUUUAG
Messenger RNA from Rhagoletis pomonella (apple maggot), 705 nucleotides. RefSeq lists its product as uncharacterized. The coding region runs from base 1 to 705 and encodes 234 amino acids. Lineage: Eukaryota; Metazoa; Arthropoda; Insecta; Diptera; Tephritidae. The record is from RefSeq and is a predicted model, not a curated record. The transcript has a single exon.